CGAUUUUCGAAGUCGACGGUUGUGUGGCUCGCGCUGUUUGCUACGGUGCUGCUUUUUAAAUAGCAAACAGAAUUCAAAUCGUUUUAAAUACUAAAAGAAAAAUAGAAAAACAACACAGACAUACACACACAAGCACACACACAAGCACACACACAAACACACACCACACACAGUUAUAUACACAUAAACAGAACUAAGCGAAAGUAUAUGUGACAUUUUUGUAGGUAUUUUGGCUGGCCAGCCAGCAGGAGUCUGUGAGACGCAAAUAUACAGAGCGACGACAUGUCCUCAUCAUCUCCUGCUGCGGCUGCUGAACAAGAAAAUUAAUAAUAAAAUAUCAACAAAAUAUUAAUAAUAAAAACCGCAAUUAAAUCAACAGUAAUAAUAAUUCAAGGACUUCAACUGAACAUCAGUAACAGCGAAGCGAGCACAAGGAUUUGAGCCCCAUUGAGUAGCAGCAGAAAAAGAAAAUUAUCUACCAUAUAAGCAAAGCAAAAAAAAAAAAUCAUUUUUUUCGUGUGUGCGUGUUAUUGCAAAAAGAAAAAAAAAGGGCAAAAGGCGUUGCCAAAUCAAAAGCAUAAGUAAACAACAGUGCAGCCCGUAAACACAAUAAGCAAGCAAACAAUAAAUAAUAAUGAAUAAAAUAAUGUAUACCCCGUCGCAGAAUAACAAGCAAACACAACUACGAGCAUAGAGUUAAGUAAUUAAAGCAAGCGCAAGCAUAAAUUAAUCAUACGCACCGUUGAACAGCAAGCAAAUAAACAUUUUUAAAGGCACGCACAUUGUGAAAAAGCGCAGACCACACACAUACCAAAAAGGCUGCAUUAAUAAUACACACAACAAUCAUAUAGCAUAUAGCAGUAGGAUAAAAGCAUUAUAAAGAACUCGGCACAUCAGGCGCACACUGGCUCUUCUAUUAUUUAACUAGUACCUUCAACAACGAAUCAACGUUCAACCUAACGAAAGCUGAUUGAAAGCCGCCGUUCAACCACACAGCAGCAUCCGUUGAGCGAGAGUCGCAGCAGCGCGUCGAAGCGAGCCAGCAACAGUGCGAGAGGCGAGAGAGAGAGAGCGAGAGCGAUUGAGAGUGUGACGACGUCAAUCCGCUCAAUAUUUAUAUUGCACGCGACCAAAAUCCAUGCUCAUACUCUAUAGCUAAAGCUCAGACGCAGACGCCACCAGGGUCCUGGGUCUCCUGUCUUACACACACGCACACACACACAGAGAGAUACUCAACAGCAGCAACAUCAAAAUAAAUAACAUCUGACAGCUGCUGCUGUUGCCACUGUGUCGCAGCAGCUCGAGUCUCGCACAUGAACAGAGGAGGACUAAACUAAGCAAUAUCACAAUAUAAAUACAAAUACUAAAUACUCUAAACGUUAACUACAAUCAAGCGCAGCCACUAACUAGCAAUAAGGCUGCGGCUAUAACCAACAGAUAAAUAACACAAGCCUAACAACAAACUCUAUCAAAACACGCGAUGGGUGCCAAGGAAAGUGUCGAGGCAGCCGUUAAAAUGAAUGCCGAUGGCUGGGGCCACGUGGAGCGCGGUAGUCGCUACCACGGCCAUCGGCAUAAUCAACGUUCGCAGUCGCUGAAUCGCGGCCAGGCCCUUUCCCAGGCGGACGUAAGCGGCAUGUGGUGACAUCGGGGUGCCUCUGGUAAAGGAGCUGCGUCGGGCUGUGCUAAUUGCGCCAUGGGCAAUAAACUAAGCUGUUCGUGUGCCCCGCUGAUGCGCAAGGCCUAUCGCUAUGAGGAU
Drosophila busckii is the source of this 1759-nucleotide messenger RNA. RefSeq names its product protein still life, isoform SIF type 1-like. Gene Ontology annotation, molecular function: guanyl-nucleotide exchange factor activity. The record is from RefSeq and is a predicted model, not a curated record. Gene Ontology annotation, biological process: activation of GTPase activity; small GTPase-mediated signal transduction; positive regulation of axonogenesis. NCBI's taxonomy places the organism in Eukaryota, Metazoa, Arthropoda, Insecta, Diptera, Drosophilidae. The transcript has 4 exons. The coding region runs from base 1481 to 1645 and encodes 54 amino acids. Gene Ontology annotation, cellular component: membrane; synapse.